Molecule: messenger RNA, 1872 nt
Organism: Sphaeroforma arctica JP610
Lineage: Eukaryota; Ichthyosporea; Ichthyophonida
Exons: 1
Coding region: 108-1643 (511 amino acids)
Source: RefSeq, a predicted model, not a curated record
CGUCGAGUUACAUCUUAAACAACAACAAGUAACUCUUAUCAUAUUGUCGAUAAACAGCAAGAACGAUGUUAAUAGAGCUACAUUGGUUCUAAGUAAAACAAGCAACAAUGCGUGUUCUCUUCGUCGCUGUCGGCAGUCGCGGUGACGCCGAGCCAUUCUGUUCGCUGGCAGCAUCUUUAGCGGAGUCCGCUGAGAUAGACACAAUCGACAUCUUUGUACAAAUGGACCUGAUUCAUCUUGUUCCUAUAAUACCCAAAGUGCGCUUUCAUAAACUUCCGUUUACCCAAAUGGACUUCUAUAAAUACGCAGGAGCCCGUAAACCACCACAAGCCGGAGCGGGUCACGGCAAUCCGCGAGUCAACUUCUUGGGCAUUGUGACCGACAUUAUGGGAGAGCUCGUGUUACCCUGUCUGGCAGACGUUCUAUCGGUCGCAAUGCCAACGCCAGCAACAGCUACAGAAACUGCAACGUCUUGUGUGGAUGCCAUAGUGGCGUCCUCCCUGGCGAGGCAAUUGGCCCUGGAGCUGGCCGGACAGCUACAACUAACAAGAACAAAGCCUCCCGCAGUCUACCUGGUGCAAUUACAACCGUUGGUUCCAACAAAGAACUUCCCCCACUUUAGCCAGCAUGACGAAUGCCUCAAGGCUCUCGUGAACGCAAACAGCAAAGCUGCACCUGACACUACUACGGAUUAUGUGGAGUCGUAUCUGGAAUUGGAACGCUUCCAGUUUGACUUUCUUCUGGUGCAUAUAGACAAAUUACUUUCCAUCGAUGAUAAGGCGCUCGUGGUUUGGGACGGCUACAGGAAGCCAGAACACCCCUUGGAGUUCGCCAAAGACAUGGUUCCGGCCCUAAUGGGAUACGAAACAUCCAACAACAUAGAUAUUUGGAUGGUCAACGCCGUGUCCACACAUCUGAUCGCUGCACCCUCCGAUGCGGGCCCAAAAGUGCUCAACGUGGGGAGCCUGGCAGACAGCUACAUUCCUGCUGGCUUUGAACCACCGGUAGAUCUUGUGACAUUUCUAGACACAAUAAAACAAACAACCGUUGCUGUGCCGACAGAUAAGAGAAAGGCUGCUGACGAUCGACCUGCGUGUUUCGGCUAUGGAUCUAUGCCCUUUGACAAGGCCGAGUUGGUUGUGGAAGCCUUAUACGAAGCCAACUGCCCUGCUAUACUAGUAGGUUCUGCCAUGAUGAGCGUCCUCGACACAAUCCAACUCGACAAAAAUCACGCUAAACUAAGUUUAACUGCAUGGGCCAAGAAUAAUAUUCACUGUGUAGCGGGUAUUCCGUACGCAUGGCUUCUCCCUCGCUGUUCCAUGAUGUUCAGUCAUGGCGGUGCUGGGGUUGUUCACGCCACUCUGCGUGCCGGCAUUCCGUCGGUCAUCUCUCCCUUAAUGGGAGACCAGUUCAUGUUUGCUGAUUAUUUGCAGGCCAAAGGUUGGGGUGUGCGAGCCUCGAGCAGUUUGGGCGGCUUGACAAAGAACGAUGUCUUGCAGAGUAUUGGAAAAGCCCGAGACUGCCAGGAAGCCUGUCGCGUGUUGGGAGAUCGCAUGGCAAAAGGCGAACCUGUUGGAAGCAAUAGUGGGAAGUUCGGUCCUGAUAUUCUGACAGAGGCUAUCGUUUCUAAUGCGGCAAGCUGAUGCAGCUUCCCCUUUUCGAUACGAGCAGUGAACGACGAAAGGAAUCACUAGGCAAUGGUGUGUGAUAGAUAGGUGGCGAGUUAAUACAGUGUAUUCAUGCCAAUUUAGUCGCAGAAGCAUUCAGGAUCAAUUGAUUGUAGAGCAAAUUUGCGAAUGGUUUAUUUGGUAGCUUAAAUGAAUAAUCGUUGUCAAAUGUCCACAGAUGAUAUAUAUAUACGCACACACACAC